This is a messenger RNA of Marchantia polymorpha subsp. ruderalis, 3771 nucleotides long. The record is from the annotation of a GenBank genome assembly. Lineage: Eukaryota; Viridiplantae; Streptophyta; Marchantiopsida; Marchantiales; Marchantiaceae.
UGAGCUUGCACACAGGCAGCUCCCAUUCUGCAUUCACUCGCUUUCAGUCCGAGUCAGACCUCCUCCUCCCACACUCUCCUCCCAUCCCAUCCCAUGCCCGACCGACCCUGAGCUGAGGUUCACUCGCUUUCUCUCGAGCAGUCGUCCAUCCAGUCCAGUCCAGUCCAGUGGACACACUUUCUGAUCGACUGGGCAGUGUGGCUAUAAAUUGAUCCAUUUCCGUCUUGAUUUUCCAAUGAGCUCAUGAGAAGGCUGCAGGCCGCGAGCAGCAGUAGAAGUGCAGCCGCAGCCAGCCAGCCUGCAGCAGUAGCAGCAGCAAUUGGUGGGUGGGAGUGUGUGUGCGGAGAUGGUUGGCAGAUGGGGGUGGGUUGAGCUUGGAAGGGCAUAGCAAGGCAAGGCAAGGCAAGGGAGAGGACGGAAGGAUCAAAGGGAUGGGUGGCCAAGAGUGAAGGAGAGUGAGAUGCGGCGGCGAGCCGAGAAGUCUCGAAGCGAAUACAUGUGUUCGGCUUCUGCUUCUCACUUGUCAUCAGCAUCUGCAUUCCCACUCCCUCCCAUUCUUCCCUCCCGCUCUCUAACCUCGCUGCUGCUGCGGCUGCCCGUCCUCUGAUGCUGCUUCCACUCCUCUCCCUCCCGUGAUGGCAGCAGUCCUGGCCCUUGUCCUGCUGCCUCUUUCACUGUACGAGCUCUGCCCCAAUCAUGGACUUGGGGUUCUUUGCUUCGGUCCGAGUGUACACCAUCGAUCGAGCGAGCUCUAUAAGCCAUUCCUACUUCGCUCUUCUCCCUCCAAAAGUUGAGUCUCGAAGGAAACCCUGGAACGUGUUGGAGAGGAGAGGAGAUCUUUCCGAGACACGAGAAUGGAUUGUGGGAGAAAGGCAAGGGUGCCUUUGGGCCGCUUCCCGUGAGUGUUCCCAGCUGAACUGAUUCGCGCUCUCUAAGAUGCCAGCCAGCUGAGGCCAGUCACGGGAUGUGGGGCAAUAGCUCUCUCGUCUUUAUCCCAAUUUCCUCAAUCAUUGAAUACGUGUCCUCGGUCUUGAUAUUCAUGUCGCCCGUCCUUGACUUGUCGGUGCUACAUAUGUUCGCGUCAACUCUCUCAGCUGCAGAUUAUGCGUUACCUCUCGGAUCGGAAACCUCUAACAUCGAUCACAAAUUGUAUCAAUUUCGGACUCGCACGUUGGUUUUCUUCCAAACGAGCACCUUUGGCUUCGCACGUAGAAAAGGCUUAAACUUUUGGCUUGUGUCAAUAGUCUGCGUCACACUAUCCGACCACACUGUAAGCACAUCACAGUGUCAUCUGCGCGUCGACGAAACUACUGGCAAGAGUAUGUUCUCUGUCUGGACAGUAGGACUGACUCUUAGUUACUGAUCGUCGAGGCCAAUGAAAUCUUGGCUCGAUCUCUGAGCUGGCUAUUGUCGCUUGCAAUGAAGAAUUUUAACAGGUAACGAUGUAGAAGACGACUACUUUCAACAUUCACGUCGGUUCGAUCAUGGUUGCAUCGUGGAGUGUCUGCGAGGGAGACUCAAGAGUCGGAGGCCGGUAUUAUGGGUCAUGUGAUCUGUUAUUGUCUUAACGCAUCUCACCUGAUUUGGAUUGUGAUAAGUCGUAUCGAUGCAUCUGAAAGGAGGAAUAGUUCAAGUUAUCUCGCUGGAAGGCGUGCUCGUUCUGAGAUGCCGGUAGGCGAUAACGAAAGCUCGCAGCGAGGUACCUGUAUUGAUCACAAGUCACGAGAACCACGCUGUUAGCUGCCCUCCCGUUUGCAGGUCGUCGAACAGUUGUUGUCGAGCUGCCGGCUCCAAAUUGAUAUAUACACUCCCGAACGACCUUGGCGAGCGUCAAAACGUCAAUGUACAUUCAUCUCACAAGCAAAGUACGCUGCCUGUCUGCGAGCUCUCCAGCGUCACACAGUGGACACCGCCAUAGCUUUCGCUGAGUACUCAUCUGAAAGUUCGUAAUGUGUUACGGUGCUCGUUUCACUCGAUCACUUUCAGAUGAAAAUUGAAGUGUCUCCUGCCAGCAGCCUUAUAUCAUACAACGAUCCGGCUGUGUGUUGCAUGGUCGAUCAAAUGUCACUGCUCGUCCUUCUCGCUCUUCUUUAGACUUGCCUCGACUCUUAGAUCUCGUCUAGCCAUGCGCUCGGCAUGAUGUGUGAGUUUUGGUAUUACAUAUGAGCCGUGAGUUGACUUCUAACGAGAUUUUUCAAAACCAGUAACUCUCCCUGAUGUGUGUGUUAGAAUCUGAUCCUUGAGAUUAACUGCAGGCACCUCUUAUUGCACGUGGAGAUGAUGACCCACAUGUGCUGUUUAUCUACUGACAAGUAUGGAACAGGUAUUUUUUUUUGCUUGGUGUUGAUACAGGUGGAAACUAGGACUAUAUAUUCCAGGUUCUCGAGGUUUGCUCCUGAGGUGAAUGUUCUACAAUUGCCCAGUACCAUCUCCUUACACUUGGUCAUAGCAAUCGAACAUCGUGAUACAGUUGAGUAUCAAAGCCGAAUUUUUUCAUAUGUUUCGAUAGCUUUACCUCGUGGUGUGACACUCGUAGUUCGGUACCGACAUCUGAAUCUUCUCCCCCAACAUAUGGCCUUAAAUUUGGAAACUCAUGCAAAACUGGGUGGAGUCGUCUACACGAUCGCGAGGUCUGUUCCAGUGAGGAGAGUGUAUCCGAAGAGCCUCAGACCCGGACGUCUCCCACCCCACCCUCAACGGUUUUUCAGUUCAUCCUCUUAUCCGACUAAUGAGGCGGUGAUGAAUGUCAUGCCAGUACGAAGGUAGGCAUAGUUCCCCGUCCUGGAGUGAAUAAUGUCCAGUUCGAAGCGUGCAAGAAUUUUCGUACAAUUGUCUUGUUUUAAUGGUACCACGCAUCGGAUCCGUGCGUGUCACAAGUUUUAAGCUCCCUGCCCGUGUUCUCGGGUACGCACUCUCUCAUCAUUUGUGUAUACGAGUAUUAUCGUAGACAUGGUAGAGGUAUGGGGUUUUCAGUUGCACUCUUGAGAGCAGUUACUGCCUACUCCCUGUGGCCAAACAUCUUCUCGCUCCUUAAACCUCGAUACGAAUGUCCACACUUGACUAAUUCCUGUCAAACGUAAUUCCAGGAGCACCACCAGACGUGCCUCUGUAGUCGAGAUGUCCGAGAUGAGAGAUGAGAUGUAUGUUUCUGAGCUCCCUGCCAACUAUAUCGUUCGCAUUCAUAGAUCUUCGGUCUACGACUUUGAUGUCAAAGUUGAAAUGUCUUUGUUCUACCGCCGGAUCAGAGAUGUGAGUUGGUUGUUGUGUUCACCGCUGUCUACGUAUUUUUACGACAAUUCAAAUCUUGGUUGGUCUUGAGAUGUUUCUGAAUGGAUACAGGAGAUUUGAAGAACGUGUGCCUGAGAAAUAUCAGUUCUUCGCACAUUAGAUAAUCUCUUGCUGAAUGUAGGUGAAGACCUUGAUCGUCCACGCUGAAGACACUGAAAAGUGGAGACCCCCGGUUGUGUCGUGGGGAGUGCGGGAUGUGGCUGAGUAGCCAGCUAGUGGAUUGGCAGUAAACACACACUGUCGCUCGAACUAUUGUCUACAGUCAAACACUUAGCAUAGUAUUGGGCUCUGAGGUUUGGCAGCUUGAUAUCAUUACCUAUCUAGACAAAGUUCCCGAUUAGAAUUCCAGACUGCGUAUCAUAAUUGUGAUAGGGUAUAGAGGACCAUGUAAUUUAAUGUGUGCCAUCUUCUGGCGGGUUUGCCCUCUCGAACUUACUAAUAUAAGAGCUCACUUGGAAGAAAUUUUAUUGUGCUUUCAUGAUC